UUCCCAGAAGCCACCGGGCUCGCAUCAACCUCGGUCCCUGCAUCCUCUUCCGGUGGCCGAGCAGCUGUGGUCCCUACGUGCCUGUCUCGGAAAAAAAAGGAUCCUGAGAGAGGAAAGAAUUUUUGUUACACAACUAGAAGUUUAAGUUCAGGUUUUUCUGUUUCCAAGCCAGGUGUAAUUCCUGAAUUGGAACAAGGAGUCCAGGCCUAGUAGGUGGAGAGUGUAGUGACAAGAGGAUUUGUCCAGCUCUGGCUUCUCUGGACUCAGCUUCUGAGGAUGAUUGGCAGUUCUAAAACCAUGGGCCGGGUGCCACUGACAUUCAGUGAUGUUGCCAUAGACUUCUCUCAGGAAGAGUGGGAAUGCCUAAACUCAGAUCAGAGGAACUUGUACAGAGAUGUGAUGUUGGAGAAUUAUACUAACUUGAUAUCACUGGACAUUGAUUUCACAAGUGAGAGCAACAAAUUAUCUUCAGAAAAAAGCAGUUAUGAAGUAAAUUCAUACCAUCGGGAGACAAUGAAUAGAAGUAAAACCUUCAACGUUAUGGCGUUUAUUUUCAGAAAUGACUCACAGAACAGAACUAAAUUUGAAAGACAACAGAAACCUAAAAUGGGAUAUUUUAAUCACAUGAUAUUCAGGAAACAUAUAUCCCUUCCUCUACAUCAAAGACUUCACACUAAAGAGAAGUCAUAUGAAUGUAAGGAAUGUAGAAAGGGCUUUAGGAAAUAUUCACACCUUAUUGAACAUCUGAGAGACCAUAGUGGUGUAAGACCCUAUGAAUGUAAGGAAUGUGGAAAGGUCUUUAUAGUUCUCCAGCAUUUUAUUAGACAUAAAAAAAGUCACACUGAUUUGAAACCCUUUGAAUGUAAUGGAUGUGAGAAGGCCUUUAGGUUUUAUUCCCAGCUUAUUCAACAUCAAAUAAUUCACACUGGUGUGAAACCCUAUGAAUGUAAGCAAUGUGGGAAGGCCUUUAGACGUCAUUCUCACCUUACUGAACAUCAGAAAAUUCAUAUUGGUUUGAAACCCUACAAAUGUAAGGAAUGUGGGGAAACUUUUAGGUUGUACCGACAUAUGUGUCUCCAUCAGAAAAUUCAUCAUGGUGUGAAACCCUAUAUUUGUAAGGAAUGUGGAAGGGCCUUUGGUCAUCGUUCAAGUCUCUAUCAGCAUAAGAAAAUUCAUUCUGGUGAGAAACCAUAUAAAUGUAAACAAUGUGGAAAGGCCUUUGUUCGCAGUUAUCUGCUUAUUGAACAUCAGAGAAGUCAUACUGGUGAGAAGCCUCAUGAAUGUAAGGAAUGUGGAAAAGCCUUUAGUAGGGGCUCAAGCCUUCUUAAACAUAAGAGAAUUCAUAGUAGCGAGAAACUCUAUGAUUGUAAGGAAUGUGGAAAGGCCUUCUGUAGAGGCUCUCAACUUACACAGCAUCAGAGAAUUCAUACUGGCGAGAAGCCCCAUGAAUGCAAAGAAUGUGGGAAGACUUUUAAGCUCCACUCUUACCUUAUUCAACAUCAGAUCAUUCACAGUGAUUUGAAACCAUAUGAAUGUAAACAAUGUGGGAAAGCCUUCAGUCGUGUUGGAGACCUUAAAACACAUCAGUCAAUUCAUGCCGGGGAGAAACCUUAUGAAUGUAAGGAAUGUGGAAAAACCUUUAGACUUAAUUCUCAACUAAUUUAUCAUCAGACAAUCCAUACUGGUUUGAAACCAUAUAUAUGUAAAGAAUGUAAGAAGGCCUUCCGUUCUAUCUCAGGUCUUUCUCAACAUAAGAGAAUUCAUACUGGUGAAAAACCUUAUGAAUGUAAAGAAUGUGGUAAGGCCUUUAAUCGUAGCGAUCGACUUGCUCAACAUCAGAGAAUUCAUACUGGUGUGAAGCCACAUAAAUGUAAGGAAUGUGGGAAAGCCUUUACUCGUUGCUAUCAACUAACUCAACAUCAAAGAUUUCACAUUGGCGAGAAAGUCUUAAUGUAAUGAGAGUCAGAAAGCCUUUAGCCAUGACACAUCCUUUAACAUUUAUCACUAUUCUACCACCUAACGAUAUGGUAAAGAUUAAAUUAUUUAACAUAAAAUAUGAUUGUUUGGAAGGGCAUCUGGCACAGAGUAUUUGCUUACUAAAUCUUGUAUCAUUCUUUAAUGAUAAUUACUAGUAUUACUAUAAAUAAAUUCAUGUGGAAGGAAGACCCUGUGAGCAUAUUUUAAAAAUCUAUCAUCACUCAUCCAUAUUUCAUUUCAGAUAAUUAAUUCUGGACAAAAUCCCAUAGAAUGUUUUAAACAAGAAACUUUUUUAUUCAAAGCUCAUCCCCCUGAAGAUUAAUAAUGGUAAGAAACCCUAUGCUUUUGAAUAUUCAGAAUAUAGCUGUUGAAAAAUUGGAAAGUGGUUUGAAGAAAUUUUUUUAUAAUAAUUUCUAUAAUACAGAUAACAUACAAUCCACAUUCCCUACAACUCAUGGAAAUUAGAGAUUAACAAUGGGUAGCCAAAAGACAGAUGUUGACUUGGAGAAGGUUUCCUCAAGUAUUUGAAAAAUGUUAAAUUUACAUAAAAGGUACAACAAUGGUACAAUGAAGGUUUAUUUACCCUCCACCUAUAUUUAGUAUCUCUCUCUCAUGAAAAUAUAUAUAUACAGAUUCACAUAUAUUAUAGAUUUUAUAUAUAUAUAAUUUUGCUGUGCCUUCUGAGUGAAUGUUUUAGGUAUCACUUCACCUCUAAAAAAAAUCAACAUACAACUCAAAAAUACAACUGCUAGAUUUAAAGAUUAUCUUCUACAUGACCACUAAGCCACUGUCACCUAAAAAACAACAGUAGACCUAUAAUAUUCUGUAAUAUUCAUCCCAUUUACAGAAUUCUCCAAUUUUUUAAAGAAUGUCUUUUGAAAGUGCUGGCUUUUUUUUUUUAAGCCUAAAACCAAACUAAGGUCACAUAUUUUAUAUGAUUAUGGCUAUUGAGUCUCUUUUGGUCAAACACUUAUCCUCUACCUGUUUUGUGACAAACUUUUUGAAGACUCAGGAGAAGUAACCAUAUAAUGUUGCACAUUCUGUAUUUGUACUAAUUUUUCUCUGAGUGGGCUUAAGUUGUUUCUCUAUCCGUCGCAUUUAUUCUGAACUGGAUGUUAUGUCUAGAGGCUUGAUUAGGUUUCAGAUUAAACAUUUUUGACAUAACUUCAUAGAUAAUAUUGUGUACUCAAUAUUGUAAAAUAACAGGUGGCACAUAGUGAAGCUAUGUUUGAUCUCUUGAUUCAUGUAUUGACCACCAGCUCUCUCCAUUGUAUCAGUACUAGUUUUUUGGGGAUUUUUUUGUUUUUUGCAAUUAAGAAGUAGCCCACAGAAAGUCACAUCACCAUUCCACUUGGAAAUUUAAACAGUCUUGAGUAUUUUUAAAGAAAUUAAGACCAAAAAAAACACCAUCAUCUUUCAUAUUUACCCACAUAUUUACCUUUUCACAUAAUCUUCAUUCCUUCCCAAUGAUCUAAAUUUCUAUCUGGUAUCAUUUCCCUUCAGCUUGAAGAACUUAAUUUAGCACUUCUUGGAGUAUAUGUCUGCUGGUGGUGAAUUUUCAUUGUUUCUUUUACUGAAAUGCUUUGUUCCUGAAGGAUUUUUUUUUCUUGCUAUAGAAUCCUGGGUUUUGUUUUACAUAUUUUUUAAAAAGAUAUUAUAUCACUGACUGCUGGCCUCUAUAGGUUAUGAGAAGUCAUUUGAAUUAUUUUUCCUCUGUGUGUAAUGUGUCAUUUCCCUCUUUGUGCUUUCAAGAUUUUCUUAUUACCUUUAGUUUUCAGCUGUUUGAGCAUGAUGUCCCUUGGUAUAGUUUUCUUUGUGUUAAUCCUUUUUGGGGUUCUCUGAGCCUCUGAAAUCUGUACACUCAUGCCUUUCACUAAAUUUCAGAAAACUCUGGCCAUUAUAUCUUCAGAUAUUUUUUCUGCCCUUACUUCUCCUUCUGGGGUUCCAAGUAGUCAUAUGUUAAAUCUUUUAAUAUUGUCCUACAGGUCACUGGCUCUGUUAUUUAUCUUCAGCCUUUUUUUUUUUU
This is a messenger RNA of Orcinus orca (killer whale), 4003 nucleotides long. It is a transcript of the gene ZNF404, whose product is annotated as zinc finger protein 404. NCBI's taxonomy places the organism in Eukaryota, Metazoa, Chordata, Mammalia, Artiodactyla, Delphinidae. Gene Ontology annotation, molecular function: DNA-binding transcription factor activity, RNA polymerase II-specific; RNA polymerase II cis-regulatory region sequence-specific DNA binding. Gene Ontology annotation, biological process: regulation of transcription by RNA polymerase II. The transcript has 6 exons. The record is from RefSeq and is a predicted model, not a curated record. The coding region runs from base 277 to 1956 and encodes 559 amino acids.